This is a messenger RNA of Rattus rattus (black rat), 1186 nucleotides long. RefSeq names its product secreted and transmembrane protein 1b-like. The transcript has 4 exons. The coding region runs from base 187 to 843 and encodes 218 amino acids. The record is from RefSeq and is a predicted model, not a curated record. NCBI's taxonomy places the organism in Eukaryota, Metazoa, Chordata, Mammalia, Rodentia, Muridae. Gene Ontology annotation, molecular function: cytokine activity. Gene Ontology annotation, biological process: immune response.
CCUCUCGGUCACGCCCUCAAGUCAGGAUGUGCUUAGUGAGAGCUACACCAGAGUUCACUUCCAGAGGAGCAGGUGAGAAGCUGGAGCUCACAUCCAGGGUCCAAAAAGCAAACAACAACAACAACAACAAAACAAAAAACACUGACCAGAACAAUUGUCUCCUGAGGCCCAUCCAAGGAAUGAGCCAUGAUGGCCUGCUGGGCAACAUACUCUGGUCUGUUUCCCAGAAUGCUCUGGGCCCUCCUUCUGCUGGCGGCCUCCCUGAAUGCCUAUAAUAAAGAGUGGGACAAACCCAGUUGCACUGUGCCUAAGGUGUCUGCAAAGAGAGGUGACCGCGUGGUGAUGGCCUGCAACAUCUCCAACACCUUUAGAGACGUCUCCAUAACUUUGACUGCCGGUGAAGAGACUAGAACCAUCUUCGAAAAAAUGCCUCCAGGAAACUACUCUAAGGACUCAUGGCACCUUCAGAUUCAAGGAGGCCAGGCCCAGCUGGUGAUCACAGAUGCUCAGGACAUCCACGCAGGGGAAUACUGGUGGAAGCUGAGUGGAUUCCAGAAAAAUUUCACAAACUUCACCCUGGAUGUUACUGGUCUAGCCACUGACAACCAGAAACCAGAGAGCUUGCCGAUCAUUGCUGAGCCCCAAACUGCAGUCAAGACAAAAGCUGUCUCCGUCAUCAUCAUCAUCACCUCCUUCACCAUCAUCGCAGGAAUGAGUGCAUUUGCUUGGUACAAGCACCGCCGUUCCGCGAAGCUCCGCGGAUACAAAUUCCAGCAGAUACAAAUUCCAGUACCUGGUCUGAGUCAUGGGUCCCCUGGUGGCCCCUACCUGAUACUGCCCUAAAGUCUCCCAAUCCCUGCCCCAAAAAGAUACGUUAGAAGCCCUGUUAGCUCCAAACAACAGACUACAGAGAACCUCACCUGGCUACGGCUGACAAUCCACGCCCUGACUUGGGACAAGGUCACAGGAGCUCUCUGUCCCCAAGCCCUCAUUUUGACCUUAGGACACCCAGAGGUCAGAAUGGGGUCUGUACUCCUCAGGUUCCUCCCAAGACUCUAGGGAAAUUCACACUGAGGGCAGAGCUGUGGUUUUUAAUUGAGGAUGCCCUGGAAAUUGACCAAGCCCCUCCUGUACUCAAAACGUAGACUCUGUUGGAAUUUGAAAUACAUCAAAGUGUUUAAGACUA